UUCCACUGGAAAGCUAGCCAGUACAAAACUGUAGCAAUAAUGACUAGAUUCAUUCUACUCACUGGCCUCUGUCUGUUAUUUAAUCCUCUCGGCUAUGCCUAUCAGCUUAUAUGCUAUUUUACCAACUGGGCUCAGGACAGACGUGAUCCUGUGAAGUAUGACCCUUCUAACAUCGAUCCUUUUCUGUGCACACAUCUGAUCUAUGCAUUUGCCAGCAUUAACUCUACUAAUCAGCUAGCCACCUCCAAGUUGAGUGAUGAAACUCUAUACAAAUCCUUCAAUAAUCUGAAGCAAAAUAAUACAAACUUAAAAACACUGUUGGCUGUUGGAGGAUGGAACUUUGGCACAGCACGAUUCUCCUCUAUGGUGUCCACCCAAGCAAACAGAAGUACAUUCAUCCAGUCGUCCAUCAGCUUUCUCAGAAAGUAUGGAUUUGAUGGAUUGGAUCUAGACUGGGAAUAUCCUGGAUCCAACGGCAGUCCUUCAAAUGACAAACAAAAAUUUACUUUUCUUUGUGAGGAGCUUCAACAGGCAUAUAAGAAUGAAAGCAUGGCUACAGGACGUCCCCAGCUUAUGAUCACAGCUGCAGUGGCUGCUGGGAAAUCAACUAUAGAUACUGGAUAUGAAAUUGCUAAGAUUGCCAAGUACCUGGACUUCAUUAGUGUGAUGACCUACGACUUUCAUAAUUAUCAGGAAAAUAUGACCGGACACAAUAGUCCUCUGUAUCAAUCAUCUCAGGAAACAGGAGCUCAAACCAACCUUAAUACUAAUUAUUCAAUGACAUACUGGAUGAAUCAGGGUGCUCCAGUGGAGAAGUUAAGGAUGGGUUUUGCUACAUAUGGCAGAACAUUUAAUCUGUCAUCGACAGUGAGUGGCCUGGGAGCUUCAUCACGUGGCCCUGCUCCUGCUGGCAACUUUACCAGAGAGGCAGGCAUGUUGGCUUAUUAUGAGAUCUGCAGCUUCCUUCAAGGAACCAGCAUUCAGUGGAUUCAGGAUCAAAAAGUACCCUAUGCCACAAAGGGGUAUCAGUGGGUUGGCUUUGAUAACAAGGAGAGCUUUGACACAAAAGUGACCUAUCUCAAAAAUUUUAAGUUUGGAGGGGCACUUGUGUGGGCUCUUGAUCUGGACGAUUUUACUGGACUGUUCUGUGGACAGGGAAAAUACCCUCUCAUUAAUGAGCUCAAGAAACAGCUAACAAAUGAUUCUAUUACAAAUUCCUCUCAAGCUACUGGUCUUCCUCCUGUUACCACUUCUGUAACACAUCCCAUUGGAAAUUCUGCUGGAGCUUUUCUUGCUUCUCUUUCUGUUACUGAUAUAUUGUAUGCUAUCACAAUAUGGAUGCAGCUGUGAUAAAUAUUUUAAUAAA
Molecule: messenger RNA, 1366 nt
Organism: Clarias gariepinus (North African catfish)
Lineage: Eukaryota; Metazoa; Chordata; Actinopteri; Siluriformes; Clariidae
Product: acidic mammalian chitinase-like
Exons: 11
Coding region: 40-1350 (436 amino acids)
Biological process (GO): carbohydrate metabolic process; chitin catabolic process
Cellular component (GO): extracellular region
Molecular function (GO): chitin binding; chitinase activity
Source: RefSeq, a predicted model, not a curated record